This is a messenger RNA of Neurospora crassa OR74A, 2268 nucleotides long. Its product is annotated as malonyl CoA-acyl carrier protein transacylase. Gene Ontology annotation, cellular component: mitochondrion. The record is from RefSeq and is a predicted model, not a curated record. NCBI's taxonomy places the organism in Eukaryota, Fungi, Ascomycota, Sordariomycetes, Sordariales, Sordariaceae. Gene Ontology annotation, biological process: fatty acid biosynthetic process. The coding region runs from base 648 to 1955 and encodes 435 amino acids. The transcript has 2 exons. Gene Ontology annotation, molecular function: [acyl-carrier-protein] S-malonyltransferase activity.
CCGGGACAACGGGCCACCCGGGCGCUGGCUGGCGUGAUCCACUCCCGGCCGCGGUUGUCGAUUUCCAGGGCGGUUUGUUGAGUGAGAGCGAGAUUUCCAUUGAUGACCGACUCGACCGCCCUCGUAAGCCCCUACCUACCGCGAUUCAGUGUCCGUACCUGCUUACACAGCACUCUCGAGCUUCCACUUCUUGCAGGAUACACCCGUCCCUACUUGCCCGGGAGGCCCUUACUGUUGCUACCGUUGAAAGCCGAUCAUCCCGUGUUCUUCCACCAGUUGCUGGCAUCCCUUUGAACGGCCAUUAGUAGUCCCGUCCGUCCUGCUCUUUGAUUUGCUCCCAUUGUUUACUUGCUGCGGGUUCACGCCGUCAAACAUACCUGACUUGUUUGAAUUCGAGAUUCACGUCAUCUACCACGACGUCGGAUUCCACCAGACUACGACAUAACCGUGUGCUACUCGGAUUGGCGCCGAUCGGAUAUCGACUACAUAUCGGGAACCAUAGCGGUGGAUCAUCCCAAGACUGUCAGUGAAACCAGACCAAGAUUCCGAAACCGAUUCACUACACUACGCGGUAGAUCGGACGGACCGAACGGACGGACGGCCUGGGACGGGCACCAAUCGAGGUUUCCAGGUCCAUAUACACCGAUAUGCCUUUGCGAGGGCCCCUUCGUCGGCCUGCGCUUGCGCUUCCUCCUUUCACAUGCAACAAUGUCACCACAAAAAUACCCCUCAGGAUAUCACCAUUACCGCGCUCGGUAGCGGUACGGCAGCGUAGAGGACAUGCGACACAUCUCCCGGUACCAGACACGCGGCCAAAGACGGCCAUCUUCUUUCCAGGCCAAGGCGUCCAAAGAGUCGGCAUGCUCACGCCCUGGCUAGAAGCCUUUCCCUCGACAACUUCCGAAAUCAUCGACGAAAUUGACUCGAUAGUGGGCCACAAGCUCUCGGACGUGAUACAAAAUGGGCCCGGCAAGGACCUCAACCUGUCGCCCAACGCACAACCAGCCAUCAUGGCUACCUCGAUAUUGAUCAUCCGCAUUCUCGAAAAGCAUUUCAACUUUAGAGUCCAAGACAAUGCCCACUUUACUCUCGGUCACUCUCUUGGCGAAUUCGCUGCGCUUGUCGCAGGCGGCUAUAUCCAUUUUGAAGAUAGUUUGCGAAUGGUGCAAAAGCGAGCGGAAGCCAUGUCCAAUGCCACGCGGCAGGCCGAGGAGAUGUAUGGCGGAGAGUACGGCAUGGUGGCACUCGUCAGUAGCAAGGCCGAGCACCUGCCACCCUUGAUUGCCGCAAUCCACGAGUUCGUCGGCUACGACAGCGCCGGCUCGAAAGUGGAGAGCGCCGACGAAUGGUGCCCAAUCGACCAAGUGCUCAUUGCGAACGUCAACAGCAAGACGCAAAUCGUGCUCAGCGGAAGCAUUGAGCGCAUCAAGACACUGGUGGAACACGUGCGGCAGUUCCUGGGACACGACCCACGCGCGGUCAGGCUCAAGAGCGACAGUCCGUUUCACAGUCCCAUCAUGAAGCCGGCCGUCGGGGUGCUGCAGCAGAUGAUGGCGGGAAACAGCAUGGUCAAGGGGAGGGAAAAGGAGGACAUUAUCACGUUUCCCGGCAAGGUUACGUGCAUUAGCAACGUGACGGCCAGGCCGUUUGAAAGUAGGGAGCAGCUCAAGGACCUUUUGGCUCGGCAGGCGGUCGAGACGGUACAGUGGUGGGACAGCAUCAAGUAUCUGGAUCAGUCCAUGAAGGUCAGGAGAUGGGUCGGUAUCGGGCCGGGGUACGUGGGCCGGAACCUGGUGGGCAAGGAGGUGGGCAUGCGCGGGAAGGACGUCAUCAAGGGCGCCGGUGUCUGGGCAAUCACGGAUCCGAAGGAGAUUGAGGAGGUGCUCAGAGGGUUGGAGGAGACAGACUUUUAUGAGGACGACGAGUGGCAGGAUGCAUGGGAUAGGUGGGACUGAGAAGGUAAUCAGUGUUGGGUAUCUACGGAAAAAGGGCUGUUAUUUUGGAAGGAAUCUGGGAAAUUCAUCGUCACCCUUUAUCAACAAGCAUCGGCGUAGCGUCGGAUUGGAUUGGAUUGGAUUGGAUUGGAUUGGAUACAGGGGAAGUUAAAGAGGAGUGUUUGGCCAGCGGGAGAGGGGCACUGCGCCCGGCGUUGUGGAUAUGUUCACCCUUUCUUCGGGCAGACACUGGAAGCUGUAUAUUCCUGUAUGCUAUCUGUCGUCAUAGGCAACGAAUACUAAGGGAAAAUAAGAGGUUCUCACAUCUACCGGC